GCGUCGCACCGUCAGUCUGCCGUAACGUGGCGGCGCUGCGCUCGUGUGUGUGCUGCAGGAGUGGCUCAGUGACUUCGAACUGUCAUUGUUCAUGUAGUUUUCUGUGAUAAGAAUUACUGUGAAAUUAUAGUUUAGCGAACCAAUUUACACAAUCACGAUGUCCGCCUCGGGUGAAUUCGGUAAUCCUUUACGGAAGUUCAAGCUGGUUUUCCUAGGAGAACAGAGCGUGGGGAAGACGUCGCUCAUCACUAGGUUCAUGUAUGAUAGCUUUGACAACACUUAUCAGGCAACAAUCGGUAUCGACUUCUUGUCGAAGACCAUGUACCUGGAGGACCGCACGGUGCGGCUCCAGCUGUGGGACACCGCCGGCCAGGAGAGGUUCCGCUCCCUCAUACCCUCGUACAUCCGAGACUCCACCGUCGCCGUCGUGGUCUACGAUAUCACCAAUGCAAACUCAUUCCACCAGACGUCGAAAUGGAUCGACGACGUCCGUACGGAGCGCGGUUCGGACGUCAUUAUCAUGCUGGUUGGCAACAAGACGGAUUUGUCGGACAAGCGGCAGGUGUCCACCGAGGACGGCGACAGGAAGGCCAAGGAGUUGAACGUCAUGUUCAUAGAGACCAGCGCUAAGGCUGGCUACAAUGUUAAACAGUUGUUCCGGCGAGUGGCGGCCGCGCUGCCCGGCAUGGACUCCGCCGAGAACAAGCCGCCGGAAGACACGGUGGACUUGCAGACGCAGUCACCGAUGGGGUCGGAGCAGGAGGGCAACGAGAGCGGCUGCGUGUGCUGAGCGCGCCCACACACUCCCCGCUGACAUGCACCGCUUCAACGCACAAAUAUUAUGUAUCGAUACAUCGGACGCACACCAUCGAUAUCGAUAUAUAUCGAUACGAAAUAUUUUUACGUACCUACUGUAUUUUAUUGUUUAAAUAAUGACCCGUUAAGAGAAUUAUUUUGAAUAUGGAAUAUCGAACACGUUUAGAAAUGGCAUGUGACUUUAAUAAUGACGUGCGACACCUAUGUAAUCCGUAAUAAUCGGCAUGCAAUAAGGAACUGUGUUCCACUGUUUUUAAUUAGGAGACAACUCGAGUGUGAUUUCUGAACGAAUUUGUGUAAGUUAAGAGCAGUGUUUGCGCAUUACAUAGUGUCGCUGAAAUCGUAUAUGAUUUGUUAUUGGCUUGUAAUAAAUCUCUGUGUUUGAAGUCUUGUAAAACGUUCCUUUAUAUGUUUUAAGUGCUGAAGUAAAUGUCUGGUAGGAGCAAGACUGGUAUUGCAUUUGUUUUUAUUGUCUUGCUAAAGUUGCGAGUUACUUUUCUAGACUUAUUAAAGGAACCGUGAUUUAUCGCCGCUAAGUUUCAAACGUCACUAAUAAUAUGCAUAUUACAUCAAUAAUUAAAAUCUCUUUCAUGGAAAUCUUUGUCAACAUAUUUUAAGAUGGCCGCCAGCCGCGCCAUUUUUCAUGUAAUUAAAUCAGCGGUUGCUUGACACCUUACCUUGUAUAUUUUAAAAUGUAAAAACGUUAAAUUAGUUUCUCGUUGGUAGAUCUUUAUUUCCUUGGUUUGUAUUAUAAUUUAAUUAAUUAUGUUAUUAUAUAGAGCUGAUUAGACGUUAUGGUUAUUAUGAUCUUUGACUUUUUCUUUCGGAGAUCUGGCUUCGGUCUGAAUAUACUGCCUUUUCAAUUAGAACUAAAUGUAUGCUGGAUUUUGGAGUUGGUUAUUUACAUAUUGACUUUACACAUUUCGGACAUAUUUCAUAAAUAAAACAGUCUUUGUGACUUAACAAACGACAUAAAAAUAUUGUGUUCAGUGUUUUGUAUACUAUGGUAAACUUAAGUUUCUGCAAUUAAUAACAACGGAAAAAAAAUGUUGUCGUUGUCUAAAAAAAUUGAGUUAUUAGCAGUCCACACUUAAAUCAGGCAACAAAAACACACUUCUGCUUUGCUCUCCUUGUACAUAGUUUAUUGUAAAUGUUUUAUUAAACUGUGUUUAAUUAAAUACCCUUUAUUAAGCCAUUGGUUUGUGCAUUAAAUACCUUGAGAAAAGUUACAGACACACCGAUCUCAAGUACACAAUGCACGCAACGUAUGCAACAAAUGACGUGAAAUCUCUUGGUUAUAUGAAACACGUGUGUUAUAUGCAUCGUGAUAACUCGUUACGUGGGAUCAGUUUGUUUUAACCUUAAUUUGCUCACAUUUUACUGAUAUCUGAAUGCCUGAACAGCAGUUACGGGCUUCAUGACCCUUUCGUGUUUUGGUUUGAAUUUGUUAAGAUGAUAACACGGAAAAGGUAACUGCUGGAUAAGACCUAACGGGCGUUUAGUUUUGAGUUUUCGGUUCUCAGAUCUUCAGCAUUUGAUGGAAUAAUGCUUAAGGCGAUUAACAUUCUGCCUCGCACCUCGCUGCACGUUGCGUGGUGGCACUACUCACUACUGAGGGCUGUGCAGAGCCGCAUCUUCUUUACGUAUUUGUGUCUUCCUGUGUAUUAAUUUUCUGUGUAAGUCACUUGAUUCAACUCUGAAUUGUUACGGAUUAAAGUUACUAUGAAAAGUUGCAACAUGUGAUUCGUGGCGAGACAUUCAAACUAGCAAUAAAUCUUAGACUGAAAAAACUUGCAAAUAUCGGCCAAUAUUCGACCUUGUUGCUUCGACCGCGCUGUAGCGAUAAAUCUCCUGAUUAGAUGUAAUGAGGUCGGUUAUUCGAUAAUUGAUGAUAUUUAAUGAUAUAAACGUGUUGAAUGCAGAAAUGUCAAUGGCCGAUAACGUGUUCAGUAAACAAAUUUUGAAUGUCUCGCUUCCUCUUCUACCACUGGUACUGUAAAGUAGCUCUUACACGAGCAAUCUAAGCAUAUUUUUGAGUUACUGCUACCUGAUAAAUACCAGUUUCAAAAAUAAUGUUUCGAAAAAAGUUGUCUAAUUACUACUUGCAAAUUUUGAUCAGGUGCUAACAGUUUUGUAUAGCGAACCCUUUGUUUUUGACAUUUAACAUUUUCAUGAUCUAAAAAUGUGAUUAAAGUCCUUUUUGGCGCUAGAAACAGUCAGUAAAUGUAUGUGGAGCUAACACUUUUCUCAUUGAAAAAUCUUUUUCUCUUUUCUCAAUUUUCUUAUUGACACAUACCGAGUAAGAUAUGACUAAAACAUUGCUUCGAAUUGAGCAAGUAUACAUACUUGCCCAUAUAAGUACUAAGCACUUUCUUGUACUAAGUUCGCUAUUUAAACGAGACACGGCUUAUAUUCAGUUUGAUAAAGAUUUUAAAGACUAUAUAAUUUAUUAAGUUUAAGCACAACUUGUAAAUGUUUCAGUAUUCUCAGUCCUAGUAUUUGAAAGCGGUCGGAUUAAGUUCUUAACUAAUAAUGAUAAAUUCAAUUGUUUUCCAAUCGGUUCCUUAUUUAAAAAUUGGAUGAGAAAAACGCGUUCACUUCCUUUUCGCCCAUAAGUGUUAUUUUGUUUUUGUCAGUCGUAAGUGGAACGUAGAGUAUACGUUUACUAUUCUUUCUCCUAUUAUAACAUAACGAACGCGGUUCAAAUUACAUAAAAUGGGAAAUUCGUGCGAAAACGCAUUUACCUUUGAUGACUUAACGUUUCGGCCGUGGUCGCAAGCACACUGUUAUUUAUAACUUAUUAUUCUUUUUGUGAAACUAAAAAUCUUGAAAUAAAGCAAUGAUUGUGUAAGAAAGGAUUUACAGAAAGUUGGUAUUGCGAAGAGGUUUUAGUCUGUAGUCAUAUAAAAUUGUAAUAGAUCUCCUUAUCAAACCAAUGAGUCGUCACACUCUUAAAUAGUUAUGUAUUUAAAAAUAAGCUAUUCUUAAUUUGCCUUAUUCUAAGUAUUUAAAUGAAACAAGCAUUUUAAGACUGAUAUUAUUCACUAUUCAUUGUAAUUAUUUGUUAUAAGAGUUAUUUAUAUUUUUAUUUUAAAAGUACCGUAUGUUUUAUUCUUAUCACAUACCUACGAAGUUCCAUUAAAAUUGAUUGCACGGUUUAGCCAGAAAACAACCACUAACAGUGUCAUUAACGAAUUGACAAGUUAAGUUGACCUGAAAAUCUGUAUAAACCUAUGUAUUUAAGUAAGUUGUGUAUUUAUAAGAAAAUUAAAUUAUUAACUGAAAAUAUUUAUAAUUCCUUUAUAUAUGACAUAACUAUUUGACGAGUGUUGACAUAAGUUAGUAAGCUGUUUGUGAAAUCGGCACGCAAUGUCAAUGCUGUUGACGUCACUGAUAAGAGACGGUUUAGACGAACCAUUUAUAUAAUAACGACUAAAUUAGAGCUCAAUUUUAUAUUCCCUGAGGGUUGACCGCAAAGCUGCCUGAUAUUUGUAAAUGUUGCUUUAUUAACGCGCAUCGAAUCUGUACGAGGAGAGUCAUUUUGAAAUAGACAUCUAGUAGACUCUACAUACUAUCUUAAGUUAUUAUAGAGCUGUAAUCUUAUCUAAAUAGGUACGUGAGUUGAUUGCUUGUAAUCCUACAUACUUCUUCGAUUGUACUUAGAGGCUCAUCUUAAGGAUUAAUUGUCAAAGGCAUGCGCGAAUUUCCGCAAUGACGCAACAUUUAUAAGUAAAGGGUUCAUUAUAACUAUUUCAUAAGUAGAUAUUUUGGCUUGCGCUAACUCGUAACAAGAUUUGUACUUUUAGACUUGAUAAUUAUCGCAAUGUGGUUUAAAUAUGCUUAACUGCCAUUCUGAAAAGGUUUUGUAAAAAAAAAUACGAAAUUAGCAUGAUGUUCUAAAUAUUAAAUGCGUUUUGAUUACAAUAAA
Messenger RNA from Trichoplusia ni (cabbage looper), 4744 nucleotides. RefSeq names its product ras-related protein Rab6 (gene Rab6). Bases 158 to 790 code for a protein of 210 amino acids. Gene Ontology annotation, molecular function: GTPase activity; GTP binding. NCBI's taxonomy places the organism in Eukaryota, Metazoa, Arthropoda, Insecta, Lepidoptera, Noctuidae. The transcript is spliced from 6 exons. The record is from RefSeq and is a predicted model, not a curated record.